AUGCGGGGGCGCGCAAGGGACGGGGAGGGGGUCCGAGCGCGGCGCGCGCAGCUGCUAAAACGUCUCUUGCAGAUUAAGGCGAACUUCGAGACCAACCUUAACCGGGCCCUGAGGAAUUACAACACGACGGCAGAUCAGCACAGCGAUGCCGUGGACACCAUCCAGAGAACGCUCCACUGCUGCGGGGUCCAGAACUACACGGACUGGGAGAAGACUGAGUACUUUGUCCAGAGAGGAAUCCCGCAGAGCUGCUGCAAAAGCCAGGAUGACUGCCCAGAGGGGGAUCUGAAGGACCCGAGCAAAGCCAAGGCCAAAGUCUUUGUGGAUGGUUGUUUUUACCUCGUGACAUCGACGAUGGAGUCAAAAAUGAGCAUUGUGGCUGGAAUCUCCUUCGGCAUUGCGUGCUUCCAGUUAAUUGGCAUCUUCCUGGCCUGCUGCCUGUCCCGGCACAUCACAAACAAUCAGUACGAGAUGGUGUAGCUGGCCCCAGCACGCUGGGGCUGUGACCAAGGAAAUUCCUUCUGCUCUCCUGUGUCUGGGGAAAGCGUAGCCAUCUUCAGUUUUCCUCCGGACGCCGCCUCGUGAAAUCACGCUUUGAAUCGACUGAUCUUCUUCUCAACUGGCUCAUAGAAACGAGUGCAACAGCUGUUCUGUUGCGCUCGGGGACUUGUCCUAACACUGCUCUGCUGUACCACUGAGUGGGAUAAUUAGUGUAGCUGAGGUGGUUACAGUAAGCGCGUUCCUGCGGGCGCUGCAGUCCCCGGCUCUUUCCUCAGCCGUGCACUAAGUGCCGCGUUGAAGCAGACGCU
This is a messenger RNA of Tinamus guttatus (white-throated tinamou), 809 nucleotides long. NCBI's taxonomy places the organism in Eukaryota, Metazoa, Chordata, Aves, Tinamiformes, Tinamidae. The record is from RefSeq and is a predicted model, not a curated record.